This is a messenger RNA of Knipowitschia caucasica, 840 nucleotides long. The record is from the annotation of a GenBank genome assembly. NCBI's taxonomy places the organism in Eukaryota, Metazoa, Chordata, Actinopteri, Gobiiformes, Gobiidae.
AUGGAAGAUUUAAACACAAGACGAGUGAUUCUGAUGGGGAAAAGCGGCAGCGGUAAAAGCAGCCUGGCCAACACCAUAUUUAGGGCUCCCGUUUUCCAAGUGAACCACAGCAGCGACGCAAAGGCCACCUUCUCCGAGGCCCAGACGAGAUAUCUGAACGGAUGGAACUUGACGCUGAUCGACACUCCUGGUAUUUUCAACGCAGACCGCUCCAAGGAUGAAGUGGCGCGUGAUAUAUUCAGCUGUUUGACCCAGAGUGCGCCCGGACCCCAUGCUGUUCUGAUUGUGCUUCUUAUUGAGAAGUUUACGGAGCAAGAGCAAGCCAUCAUCGAUCAUAUCCAGCUGCAUUUUGGUGAGGAGAUCUUCAAAUUCGCCACCGUGGUUUUCACUCGUGGAGACCAGCUACCAGAAGGGAUGGAGAUGACCGAGUAUAUCAAUCAAAAUAUUGGACUUAGCAAUCUCGUCCAGAAAUGUGGGAACCGCUGUCACGUCGUUGACAACAAAUACUGGAAAGACACCAAUGAAAAUGAGUAUCGAAGCAACAUGUUUCAGCUGAAAGCCAUCCUCAACUCGAUAGAAGAUACGUUUAAUAGUAACAACAAAGCCUGCUUCAUCAAUAUUGCUUUCAGGGAAGUUGAAAAGAAUAUCCAGAAGGAGCAAGAUCGCAUUCACAAGUCAGAAGUGGUUGUGGUGGUGCAGGAUGCAGUGGCACCUGUGAAAAGCACCUUUGAUUACAUUAUAGAGACCAUUGAAGCUGCGUUCAAGAGAGGCCGAUGGGGUCUUUCCAACACGACUCAAAGUAUAAAGCCGCACUGGAUCCACAUGCGCUGGUUAAAAUAA